ACAAGAAGAACAAACUGAAAGCACUAACAAAGGAAUAAUUACAAAUUAAUAGGUUUAGUGAAGAAACUAAAAAUACGAAGAUGACAUCUUUACUUUCACCAGCGCUGAUGUUGCUCAUUUGCUACACUGUAUUUGGUCAACAAACUCCAUUCAACCCUGGUGAUACACUGGCGAACUGUAUUUCUGUUGUUGCGGAGCCAAAGUGUGAUUUCUUCAGAUUGCUAAAAGGAUUUCGAACAGUUGAUGGUACCUGUAAUAACCUUGAGGAUGUAACACUAGGAGCUGCCAACACACCAUUAGCAAGACUAGUGGCUGCAGAUUACGUUGACGGUAUCGACACACCGCGAGGUUUUCCUCAAACGAUUCCAAUAGUACCCACUGCCAGACAAGUCUCAGAUGCAGUAUUUCGUGUCCAAAAUGUCAACAUACAAAGAGCAAGGAGAGGUUUAUCGGCAAUGUUUAUGGCAUUCGGACAGUUACUUGAUCACGAUAUCGGACUAACUACGCAUCCAUCUUGCGAUGUUUCGGCAGGAUGUGGAUCCAUUGAGGCUUUUACAUAUCCAUGUUUUCCAAUCCUGAGAUCAAAUACCGGAAAACUUUGCACAUCAUUUCCUCGUUCAUUUCCUGUCUGUCAACCCUCUGGUCAACCACAAACAACAAGACAACAAAUUAAUGUCCUUUCCUCUUACCUUGAUCUUGGACAAGUUUACAGUAACGAUUUAGACAUUCAUAACAGUUUGCGACAGUUGGAUGGAACUGGUUUAAUGAGAGUAACAUCAGACAAUUUGCUUCCAGUAAAAAUCCCAGCAACAGACCCUGAAUGUAACAACCCUGGCGGCUGUGCAUUGGUUGGUGAUGAAAGAGGAGAUGAAAAUAUUGCUUUACAUACCAUGCAUACCAUCUUUGUCAGAAAUCACAACUAUCUGGCAAAGGAAUUGAAAAAGCUUGCAAGAGUAUGGGAUGAAAAGUUACUGUUUGAAACGGCUAGAAAAAUUAAUAUCGCUAUUUGGCAACGAAUGGUUUACGAUGAGUUUCUGCCUAAUAUUGUUGAUUUGAGUCCUUAUCAAGGAUACAAUACAUCAGUUGAUCCUAGUAUAUUAAACGUCUUUUCAACUGCAGCAUUUAGAUUUGGUCACAGUUUGAUCCCGAACGCAUGGGCUCAACUUAACAAUGCCUAUGAAAAGGCAUUUGAUGACAUCUCUCUUCAAGCAUCAUUCUCUGAUACGCGAUCAAUUCGUGAACGUGGAAUAGAGCCAACAGCAUUUGGGUUACUAGCAAAUCAAUCACAAAGGGUUGAUGCAACCUUUGCUUUUGGUAUUAUUCGACGAUUAUUUGUUCCUGUUGGGGAAACUAGACGUGAAGAUCUGACUGCACUAAAUAUUCAGAGAGGAAGAGACCAUGGAUUGCCAACUUACGGAGCUUGGAGAAAUAUAUGUAAUCUGCCAGCUGUCAACACCUUUGACGAUUUGGUAGGAAUAAUGCCGAAUCGCACAAUUACAAAUCUUAAAAACGUGUACCGCAAUCCAAACGAUAUUGAUAUAUUUGCAGCUGGUAUGGCAGAGAGACGCACCAAUGGAAAAAUGCUGGGUCCAACAUUUCAGUGUAUUCAAAGAAUUCAGUUCGAACGAUUGAGAGAUGGUGAUCGAUUUUUCUACGAACGGGAAGGUGUCUUUACAACUGCUCAAAAAGCCGAAAUAAGGAAGAUGACACUAUCAAAAGUUUUGUGCAACACAUUGAAUGGAAUUGUGUCAAUUCAAGAAAACGCUCUACAAGCUGCUACAUCAACAACAAUUCGAAAAUCAUGCGAUAGCAUACCUGGGCUUGAUUUCAACAAUUGGUUAAAUUAGGCGAUCUUUUUCUGUGCUAUUUAAUAAGUUAUUUGUGAACACCAAGGUGCUGGAUUAUUAAGAAAAACUCUCUUUGUCCCA
Messenger RNA from Hydractinia symbiolongicarpus, 1928 nucleotides. RefSeq names its product lactoperoxidase-like. NCBI's taxonomy places the organism in Eukaryota, Metazoa, Cnidaria, Hydrozoa, Anthoathecata, Hydractiniidae. Gene Ontology annotation, molecular function: heme binding; peroxidase activity. The coding region runs from base 81 to 1847 and encodes 588 amino acids. The transcript is spliced from 5 exons. The record is from RefSeq and is a predicted model, not a curated record. Gene Ontology annotation, biological process: response to oxidative stress.